AAUCUCACAUGUGUUAUGAAUAAUUCUAAAAAUGAAUGUCGUCACAACUUUACCCAGAAGGCAUUUGACUAUUGCAGCAACAUGGAGACCUGUCGUCUGCGUUUGGACAACUACGCUAUAUCUAUUAAGAAGUCCUGCUGCAAGAACUUGCACUGUCACGACCUAGAGUAUGAAUGCGUUCCAGCAUCAUGUAAAACGCCUCAAGCACCCGCUAAUGGUCAGGUUUAUGUCCCCAAAGCAGAUGACUGGAACAUCACUAUAUCUUAUUCAUGCAACAGGGACUUUUCAUUAGCGGGAGAACAAAAGAGGAGUUGUAUAAAAAAAGAGACCACAUACUAUUACCGUCAAUCGGAAUGGGAAUAUACAUGGACGGGAAAUCAACCAGUGUGUAAUAUUGACACUUCGUUUUGCCGUUCGACAACAAACAGACAGGAAGUAUAUAGACAUAUAUGCUAUGAAUUUAUUGAGGACCAGGCUUAUAGUUAUGACGCUGCAAAGAAAAAAUGCAAAGACCAACAGUCUACAAUGGCGGUGAUUUCCAGCAUCGAGAUUCUAAAACUAGUGCAGAGACACUUAGAUGUGACACAACGAGAACGAAAUAAAUAUUGGGUAAUAGCGGACCGAACAUAUCUACCGAAGUUCAACGAAAGUUGGUGUGUCAAGGCUGAAUUAAAAAAAGGAUGGUGGAGUACACGUGUAGAGCUUAAAUACUUUAGACCAUUGCUUGGUGAAACUGGAUGUGAGAGGCAAAGAUAUGGUGUUGUGUGCCAGUACGAACCACUAAACGCAACCAGUUGUCGCAAACUGGAGGCUCCGAGAUUCGGUUACAUUUCGGGACAAAGCAGAACGGUGGGCAGUCGUGUUGUUCUUGGAUGUAUUCCGGGCUACGUACCUACACAGGCUAUUGGAGGUUCCUACCAAACUGCUUUCGUUAGACAAUGUCUACCGAGUGGUGCUUGGAGUGGUGACUCACCUCAAUGUAAACUUGCGCCAGAGACUACCCCAGGAUCAACGAUGGUUACCGCAGCAACAACACCACAAAGUGGAACCAUUCGUAUACAUUCUACAGCCGCUCCAACACCAGGGAUACCCACUACUCCGUCGGUACCUCGCAAUACUUCAACAUGUGAGUUGUCUAGAAGAAAUGCCCCACUCGCAAUCUAUAUGAAGUGCCCCACGCACAUGAUGGUUCAGGUGGAUUCUGCAUUCAUUUAUGCAAAUGACACUGUUCCCUGUGUGACGAGAAACAAACAUUGUACAUUCGAUAUCCUAAGUAUUGCAAACACGACAUGCGCUUCAAAAAAGGUCUGUAGGGUGGAAACUGGUCCCAUUUCCAAGAAGAACAAGGGGUUGUGUUGCCGUGAUUUAACCUGUCAUAGCGUGACAUAUCAUUGUGUUCCAGCGAGAUGUCCAGAACCAUCUAAACCUAAUAAUGGUACAGUGGUCACGUCUCCACCUUCCAAAUCAUUUGUACGUUCCUGGGAAGAGCAAGCCAAAUAUACGUGUGAUAAGGACUUCACCCUCACAGGACCAAGGACCCGAAAGUGUUCGCGAUACAGAAAAUAUGUGUACUUUGAUAAUGAUGAAUAUUAUUAUAACUGGAACGGCAAGAUUCCCGUUUGCACUAUUGAUUCCUCGUUGUGUAAGGCCACAACAAAUAAAUUGGAGGUCUAUGGAAAUACGUGUUACCAGUUUUUCGAAGCCCAGACCCAUAGUUACACUCAGGCAGAAUCAGCAUGCAAGGCUUUGGAUGGUUGGGAGUUUGCUGUCGUUUCAAAUGAAGCGAUAUUGGAUAUAAUCAACAGUCAUAUGAAUGCUCGGUAUCGUAGCUCUCAGCGAUAUUGGUUAAAAGUUGAUAAAAAUUAUAAAAAGGGUGUUAACGAUUCAUUAUGUGCCUACGCCCAUGUUUACGUCCCCACUUACAGCAGUCCAUACACUCGAAUUCGAUACUUCAGUUCAGAAAAAGGCAACGACUGUAACAACAAAUAUGGACACAUCUGCCAGUAUAGACCGACAACCCGGAAUACAUGUCCAGACAUUAAAGUUCCAAAUGGCUUUGCGCAUAUGAAGAGUAGAGCCGUAGACAGUGUCGCUACAUUGGGUUGUAAUCCAGGUUGGAUUGCAACACCACGGCGAGAUGACUACACCCGAGUAUGCAUGAAGAAUGGUAUGUGGAGUGGCAUUACACCCUACUGUGAAGCAAACCUCACAGAUACAUCGUGCAGCAGAACCGACUACGGUGACAAGAAUGUGUUUAGUCUCGAGUGCGACUUUAAGUCAAUGGUGAAGAUAGAUCGAGCUACUUUGUAUCCAAACUCAACGGACGCGUGUACUAGAACAAACCAAGACUGUACACUUAACAUCACUGAACUUGCUAUUAGAAAUUGCAAACACCAGCAGAAAUGCCAACUUUCGUUGAAUAGCUAUGCAAAACAGAAUAAGAAAACAUGUUGCGCCCCUCUGGUUUGUCACAACAUAGCGUACCAUUGCGUACCAGGAAAGUGUGAUGUUCCACAGCCACCAACUAACGGAAAAGUUACGACGGAAUUUAAUGCUGAUCCACUAUCUGACCUAUCAGAUAGUUGGAAGGCAGCAGCAACAUAUACAUGUGACAUAAACUUUAGUUUGUAUGGCAAUUCUGUCAGAAAGUGUGAACAGAGACAAAAAAGACAAAUGUCAAGUCUCUUCGUAGACGGUGGCUUUGAGUACACAUGGGAAAGACGGACCCCUGCUUGUAACGUUGACGAAACAUUGUGUCCAGCGACUGCAUUUAAAAAGGAGACACUCGGUCGUAUGUGCUAUGAAUUUCACGACGAUCAGCAGAAAACGUUCCAAAAUGCUAAAGAGGCUUGUGAGAGUAGGAGAUGGAAACUUGCAACGGUAAUUAAUGCAGACACUCUUCGUCUCAUACGGCAUCACAUGGAUUAUGAGUAUAGAUCAAAUUACAAGUACUGGGUAAACGUUGAUCCGAAGUUUUCUGAUUCAUUCGACACAGCUUGGUGUACGUAUGCGUAUUUCGCUCCACCACGUGGAGCCAUUGGAUAUUAUGACCCAAAGAAAAACGAUGGUCGAUGUUCAAAUAAAUACGGAUAUAUUUGUGAAUACGAAGCACUGAAAGCGACAUCUUGUGAUGCUCUCGUCACACCAAGAAACGCUUAUAGAACAGGUACAAGUCGAGCAGUUGGGAGCACCGUAACGUUCAGGUGCUUCCCCGGAUAUACUCCCUUCCCAUUCAGAUCAUCAAGGACUUACACAAGACAGUGUCUCGACAAUGGAGAAUGGGAUGGUGUCACCCCCUUUUGUCGAAUUAUCCCCAUACUACCAACAACACCAUCCAGGCCUGCCGAAACCACUACUACACCAGUUCCUACUACUACAAUGCCAAUGUUUGAAACACGCAAAGGGGCAAACGAGAGUUCCUGUGCUAAGGACUAUUGGGGAGACAAGCCGACAUUCUAUUUGAGAUGUCCAGAAGGGUUUAUGAUUAUAGUCACAAACGCGAUUUUACAUCCCGAGAGGACUAGUAAAUCAUGUGACGUUCAAAACACUCCAGAUUGUACACACAAUUUUACUGAGAGGGCUGCUGCAAACUGUGAGUAUACAGAAGUUUGCCGGAUGCCAUUGCAUAGCUACAUUGGCGAGAAUAAAGGAAGUUGCUGUGAAGAAAUCUGGUGUCAUGAAGUUGAUUAUUAUUGCGUUGAAGCAAAAUGCAGAGACCCACCAGCUCCCCUGAAUGGCACCGUUGUGACAAGAACACCUCCCAAAAUUGAAGGCGAGCCUCUUAACUCAUGGGAUCAGAAUGGUCUAGCUAUGUACACAUGUGACAAAAAAUUUGAGUUAGUUGGCCAAGACACCAG
This is a messenger RNA of Owenia fusiformis, 3857 nucleotides long. Lineage: Eukaryota; Metazoa; Annelida; Polychaeta; Sabellida; Oweniidae. The record is from the annotation of a GenBank genome assembly.